This is a messenger RNA of Suillus plorans, 2451 nucleotides long. RefSeq lists its product as uncharacterized. The record is from RefSeq and is a predicted model, not a curated record. Bases 1 to 2451 code for a protein of 816 amino acids. NCBI's taxonomy places the organism in Eukaryota, Fungi, Basidiomycota, Agaricomycetes, Boletales, Suillaceae. The transcript has 9 exons.
AUGUCAGAUCCACGCGAUCGAGUACCUCCUCCCCCUCGCAUCGUCAAGAGUGCUCGGAAAUUCACUGAUCCGAGGCUUGAUAAUACUACAAGACCAAGUACCAGCGUUGCUACAAAAUCUGUCAGCUUCAGGCCCGGCGGUCGCAUCGCAGCAGGCCCCCCCGCAACUGAUCCAAGGCUCGAUAAUCCUACAAGGGUUGUUGCUACAAAAACUGCCACAAAUGAUGUCAGGCCAGGCAAUCGUCUCGGAGCAGUAGUUCAACCUGCAACUGCUGACGCAAGGAUGGAUGCUCAUACUAGAAACCAAGGGUUGAACGCGAGACAAAUCAGUACAAAUCUAUCAAGACCUGCUAUUCACGAACCUCUGCAGCAAAAUGAUGUUGCUGCCAGGGUUCCAAAGAAAGUUACUUUCAAUAUUGAAGAUUUUCCACUACCCGUGGAGCGGCGUCCUGUCGCUCGUAACAGGGCUGCGCAGAAAUCUGCACGGUUCGCUCCAGGUCUUGGUUCAUCUGCUGCCUCAGAGAGAAGAGAGGAACUUCCGUCUCAAUCAACUUCCUUCUUUCCCGAGAGAUCUUCCAAACUUGGUGCAGCAAGGAACUCGAAGUCGUCGGCAGAUGUCUCACGCAGGGGCCUUGGUAGACAGUCAAACAACAAUGCACUUGAUCAGCGCCGUGCCACUAAAUCGCAGCAAAUGCGCCUUCACAUACAUACCGAGUCAUUUUCUGGAAAAUAUGCGCGAAAGUUUGAAGGCACACGCAGCAGAACACAUUCACGCGUACCUCGUAUGUCCAGUGCAAAUAGGGAUGUCAGACAGGGCCAUCUUUCUGACAGCUCAAGUGAACAUAGCAGCGGGAGUGCAAACUAUGUCGAUGUCGGUUUAAAGUUAUCCAAAUUGAGCAGGGGUAAAUCUUCAGGCAAUUCUGUCGAGAUUGCCAGAGAGAUAGGUGUUCAGGUGAAAGCAGCUAGAAAGCUUCAAUUUGGACGCAAAACAACCAAAGUUCCACCCGAGAUACAGCGUUCCGUCACCCCCACAAAUUCCCAUAGCAGCGAAUCAUCCGACAAUGACGAAUCUACGAUACCCGCUCCUGCGGGCGAGGAUAGCGAGGAACUGGAAUAUGUGGACCUUGGUAUCAUCCCUCACAACAUUACUCGCGAGCAAACCGAAUCAUCCUCAGAAUCUGACGUUACAGAAAGGGAUGAAACACCUACGGAUAUUCCUUCAGAUACUCUUAUCGAGGCUUUGGAAAACAUUUCACUGACGACCAUCCGGCUAGCAAAAUUACGCCGUCUUCCCUUCAUGCUACGAAACCUCCGCAAAGGGUUUCUCAGUCGAUGCAAGUCCCUUGGAAUCGAUCCAUCUCCCAGUAUUCCACCUUCUAAACCUGUCACGGUCAUAUACAAGUGCCUAGCGCAAAUCGCUGAAGAUAGAUCUCUAAAACGACAGGAGACUCGGACGACAAUGACUGAUUGGAAGUGUCCACUUUGCGAACUUCACGGAGUAUUUCCCACGCAGGAAAUCCUCCACGCUCAUCUCCAGCGGGACCAUUUAGGAGUAGGUUUCUUGUGGGAUAUGGAUAACUAUACUCUGUGGGUAGAACUUCCACUGACAAGACAUGCUGCAUUACCAGUUGCGUUGCCUGCCAGUAGGCAUGUUCCACUAUUGCCCCAUGAACGUGCGAUGACGACAACUUCGACAAGGACUGCUUCGACAGAGAUAACCGACUUUUCAUCCAAUUUUCACGAUGGCGAAUACACUCCAGCGACCACACUGUCUCCAUCACGAAAUACCUCCGUGGCAUCUCAACCUUUUCUUGACGCAGAUAAACUCGACAUCAAACCAAAGUGGCAUUACCCGAUACUUCGUACAGGUUCACUGGCAUUGUCGGCUACACGCAGUAUUUCUGUAACGUCUCGCACGCUGUCUCGUGCAUCUUCCAGUCAUGCUUCUGGAAGGCCAACGCCCCCUCCCCAAUCUGAUCCCCUAGGGCCUGCAGCGCAGUAUCCUUACCUACUCGAGUCGGAUGGCAUCUAUUCAUGCCGCGUGGGCGGUCCCCGACUAUACGAUCUUCUAAACACACUACCACUGGAUGAGUUUGGUGUCCUCGCAUGGGUCAUCCUCGAUAGAGAAGAAGAUAUCUUCGAGAUCGACGACGUGAGAGAUGAAGACAAGGUCAUGCAGGCGCUCUGGUUUCGCUGGAUAUUUCUAAAUCGGAACAAAUUUGUCGCGGAAUUUUUCAAAGGAACGGAGACGUUCAUCAACGAUAAUUGGAAGAUGAUAGAUCGAGCUGCUGGAGUCGCCGCUUUGAGGACGUGGCUUCUCGUUCUCAGCAUCAAUAACUUUUUGUUGACUUCGGAUGUCGUGGUACUCUUGCGUCAUUAUCGAAAGUUGACAGGUAAGAAACAUUGGUAUGAUGAUAACCAUGCAACCCCGAAUGAGGUUGCACCUGUAUGA